Lactuca saligna is the source of this 1562-nucleotide messenger RNA. NCBI's taxonomy places the organism in Eukaryota, Viridiplantae, Streptophyta, Magnoliopsida, Asterales, Asteraceae. The record is from the annotation of a GenBank genome assembly.
AUGUCAUCUUCAGGGUUAGACCUUAAAAAUUAUCUAAUUCCACUGGAAGAGAUCAAGCAUGCCACCGAUGACUUCAGUCCGCAUAGAUGUAUUGGAGGAGGUGGAUUCGGCAAGGUCUACCAAGGACAACUCUCCACACAAGGGCAAAACUGCAUAACUGCUAUCAAACGCCUAGAUCAAGAUAGCUACCAAGGAGAGCAUGAGUUCCGCAAUGAGCUUGAGAUGAUCUCCAGAUUCCAACAUAAAAAUAUCAUCCGUUUUUUUGGUUACUGUGAUGAAGGCAAAGAGAUGAUUAUCAUUUAUGAGUAUGCUACUAAUGGAAGCCUCGAUCAUCACCUUGAAGAUCCAAAUAAGAGGCGUUGCAUAACAUGGAUACAACGAUUACAGAUUUCCAUAGGAGCGGCAAGAGGACUCGGUUACCUUCACUCGGGUCUUGGAGAGCACAACAGAGUGAUCCACAGAGACAUUAAGAGUGCAAAUAUAUUGUUAGAUGAGAAUUUGGUUGCAAAAAUUUGUGAUUUUGGUUUGUCAAAAUUGGGUCUCAGAAAUCAGCCAGAAACCCAAAUCUAUACAAAGGUUGCAGGUACCAAGUUUUAUUUGGAUCCCACUUACCAUGAAAGCGGCAUCCUCCAUAAAGAAUCGGACGUUUACUCAUUUGGUGUGGUGCUUUUUGAAAUGCUGAGUGGGAUGCUGGUUUAUAGUAGACGAAACAUUGGAGAUGAUAAGCCACAAUCUCUCAUAAAUUUUGUCAGGCGAUACUAUCACACCAGCCUCGACAAGUUGAUUGAUCCCUAUAUAAAGGAUGAAAUUGAUAGCCGUUCUUUCGAAACGUUUAAAGAAAUCUCAUAUCAGUGCAUCAGUUUCAAUCUAAUGGAACGCCCUACGAUGGACACAGUCAUUGCUAGGCUUGAGGAAGCGUUGUCGUAUAUCCAAAUUCCGGAUGUACAGAACAACCUUGGGCAACAGGAUCACAUGAUUCCUGUCAACAAAGAAUAUGUACAGAAGGAGAUGGAUAAGAUCAAUCUAGAUGAUAGUUCUGGUUCUAAUGAUCAUAUUCCUAUCAAUGAAUCUUCCAAGAUAAUAAGAGUAGAUGCUGAAAAAAUUCAAGCUUUGAACCAAGUUAGAAGGAAAAAGAUUAAAGAUGAUCUCAAAAACCAACCAUUGAUCAAAGUUCCAAAGAUUAAGAGGCCAACAAAACCAUUUACUCGAAUUCAAACAGGUACUAACCCAACUCCUAUUCAGUAUGUCAUUCCAAAAGUACCACCUCCUCAACAGACACCCAUACAGAUAGAAUACAGUCCAGGUCAGUCAUCCACGCCCCAAGCACCUCCAACAAAAAAUCUACUUAAAGGCAUUGUGAUUGGUGAAUCCAGUCCAACUCCUCCACCCGAAACAAGUGCUGGAUCUUACAAAGACAGAGACAAGGAUAUAGUCAUUGAAAUUCUGAAGAAAAGCUAAAAAAAAAAAAAAAAAAAUUGACGAUAUAUGAUGAAGAUGCUCAGCUUGCCAAAGUUCAUAAUGAGAACCUUGGUAGUCGAAUUGCAUGCUUAUUUUAUUUUUAU